Molecule: messenger RNA, 773 nt
Organism: Conger conger (European conger)
Lineage: Eukaryota; Metazoa; Chordata; Actinopteri; Anguilliformes; Congridae
Product: augurin-A-like
Exons: 4
Coding region: 70-504 (144 amino acids)
Biological process (GO): regulation of cell population proliferation; G1 to G0 transition; anaphase-promoting complex-dependent catabolic process
Source: RefSeq, a predicted model, not a curated record
UUUGCUUGGUGCUCCUCUGUGUUCCCUUCACGGUCUUACUUCUGAAGCUGCAGUGUGGAGAGGGGGACCAUGGCUUCUCACAAUCUCCGUCUGCAUAUGCUGGUCUUCACCACGGUGCUCACCUUCCUGGCUUUUGCAGAUGUUUCCAGUGAGAGCAAACUUCAGAAAAUCCUGAAGAAAAGGGAAGUUCGGACUGAGGCGGCAGCCUUGCCGGAGGACGUAGUGGUUGUGCCGUCCAAGGCCAAAGAGUUCCUGACAUCUCUGAAGCGGUCCAAGAGGAACAUCUGGGACCGCACUCGACCGGACGUACAGCAGUGGAUCAUGCAGUUCAUGUACAUGGGCUACGACGAGGCGACUCUUGAAACUCACCUGUCAUAUUGGAUGGACCAUUCCCGGUCAAUGGACCAAGGUCGCCAGCACCACUACGACGAGAACGCUCCAAUUGGACCCCGCGAUCCAAGUACUUACAGGCACGGUGCCAACGUCAACUACGACUACUACUAGAUAGCCCCCCUCCCUCUCCCCUACCCCGUAUGGAGGUAACACAGGAAGCUCACCUCCCCCAUGGAGCGCAGUGCCCACGUCCCUGACCUAGCAUGCCAUGCCAAUAGUACCAAUAGAGAAUGUGUCAGGGUUUGCUUUCCACUGGUUCUGAAUGCCUGAAAUUCCAAUGCACCAUGCAGUCCACAGUUAUAACUGUUCCUAUUUCUAUAUGUGCAUCUACUUUUUGUAUACAACACAUUGUGUUAAGUAAAUAAGGAGAAGUGUGUAUU